Drosophila willistoni is the source of this 5558-nucleotide messenger RNA. RefSeq lists its product as uncharacterized. Gene Ontology annotation, biological process: signal transduction. NCBI's taxonomy places the organism in Eukaryota, Metazoa, Arthropoda, Insecta, Diptera, Drosophilidae. The record is from RefSeq and is a predicted model, not a curated record. The transcript is spliced from 11 exons. Bases 45 to 5558 code for a protein of 1837 amino acids.
UUCAGUAUCCACGUGUUGUCUCUUCAAUGUUAGACGUGUAAAAAAUGUAUCAAUUACUUGGAAUUCUAUUUAUUAUUAACUAUCUGAUCAUAGUGGUCAAUUCAUUUGAUGUACACUUUCAUUUGAGUUAUCCUAGUCAGAGAUUGGGCUCCGAUAUUGAUACGGAUCUAUAUAAACGUGCUGCCAUUUCAGCGGAUUAUCAGCAAUUCUUUGACAAAGCCAGCUACACUUUUAAUGGUCUAAAUCGUGUUGCCUCAGUGCCGGUGGCCUUUCCCUUGGACAUAUGCAUAUUGCAGUUGCCUACAGUGAAAUAUGCCACGGCCUUGCAUAAGAAUGAAGCGGAUCUACGUCAAUUUGCAGUAUACGAAUGGAAACCCAGUGCAAACUCUUAUGAAUUACUACUUGAACUACCUACACCCAAAGCUGUGGCUCUGGAUUGUUUAGCUUACGGUGGUCGAGGCUAUGUGGCCCUUAGUUUUAACCACACAGAAACCAUUAGGAAGGCUCGUGAAGGUUCUCCCAUCUAUGAAAUUUCCCCAGAAACGGGCAUACGUGUAGUGCAAUAUUUUGCUAGUCUACAUUUGCGUGGCAUGUAUCUGAGAAUAAGUAGUCAGGAGUUGACUCUCCUGCAAGCUAUCGAUACAGGUUCUAUUGAUGAUGUAAAGCAACAACGUUGUCCUUACUUCAAAUGGACUACGGGUACCUUUCAGCGUCUUGGCUCCAUAGCCUGUAGCAAUGCACGACGCCUCGAGGCAUUUGGCAUUGAUUUCAAUGACUAUGUGGCUGUGGCCAAUUAUGCCGGUUCCAAUGGACGUACUGCAACCAAUUCGGAGAUCUAUAGAUAUAAUUCCACCAUACGACGAUUCCAGUUAUUUCAACGUUUACGCAGCAAUGGAGCAGUUGAUGUAAAAUACUUUAGUUUACCCAUAAAUGAGGUAGAUCGUCGUCACUUUCUCAUACUAGGCAAUAAGAUUGGUGUGAAUGGCAGCAACAGCGAAGCCGACACUGUUAUCUAUAUGUAUGACAAGGGACAAUUUGUGCCCUAUCAGCGUUUAAGUUUCUAUAACCUGGAACGUGUUUUACCCGUGCAGCAUGCCAUAUCGGAAAAGUUUCUUUUAUUGGUGGCUUGUCAUAAGCAGGAUGUUAAGAUUUAUAACCUUAAUGAUUGGAAAUUUGAAGAGUCAUCGGUACAAUUUACAGAAGGAGCCUUUAGUCGUGGCGUUGCCCGUAUGCGUAACUAUGAGGAAAACGAUCAACAGUAUUUAGUGAUUGCAAAUGAAAAUAUGGCAGCCAACGAGACAAAUAUAUACGAACCGCUCUAUAAACAAGAUGAACACGCCAAUGUGCUGCGUCAGCAAAUAAUUGAAUGGGCACGUCAGCAGAAACAACGUUUGCAACAGCAAAACAUAGAAAAUCUGAUCAAGGGUUUAGAGCAAAAGCUAAAAACAAGAGAGGAUCAAUUACAGAAAUCUCAUAUAAAGCGUAUUAGAACCAAAACCUAUACAGAUGAAAGACUUCAAUUAAGUUCCAACUAUUGGGAGGCCUUGGAAUAUGCCAAAAGGGCAUUGGAUGUGGUUGAAAGGGAUGCUCAAACUCAUCAUCUGAACAAGAGAGAAGCAUCGCAUCCACAACGAGUAAAAGAGGAACAUCAAUUUGCAGAACUGACUGUUGAUACCAUGGUAAUCCAUGAUAAAUUGCUUGCCCAACGCAUCAAUGGUCUAAAUGUUAAGAAACCCAUCUUUGAUUGGGUCAAUGCUAGCCAAGUGAAUGUCAGCGAAAAUUACAAGGAACCAUCGGGAAAUCUAAUAGAAAAACUUGAAGUAAAAGAUCUUCAAAUAAAGGGCAAGCUAAAUGGCUACAAUUGGAUGCACUUGCUCGAUCAGACACUCAAACGUAAGAGCAUGAAACAAGAGGAACAAGAACAAGAACAAGUGCAAUUUGUUAAGUCUUCCAUUGAUGUAAAACAUUUGAAAACCAAAACUGUUCUAGUCAAUAGUCAUGAGAUUAAUGAUCGUUCAUUGAAUCAUUUAGUUUCAAUUGAUGGUGGCAAUUAUAUAGUGCAACAGGAUGUACAAUUUGCCCAACCCAUACAAGUGAAUCGUUUGUUAAUCAAUCAACGUCUAAAUCACAUACAUGUCGAUCGUCAACGAUUUGAUCUAUUACUAAAAGAAGCCAAUUAUACCCAAGUGAUUGAGGGUGCCAAAAGAUUUGAGCGUGUUCAAGUUCAAGAACCCAUAACCAUAGCGGGUCAACUAUUGGGACCUGAGCUAAGGGCCAUGUCACCCAUGAAAGUUACACAUCAAUCUUUGGUUCUACAAGGUGAUUACACGAUCAAUAAUCAGGUUAUUAUAGGUAAACAAUUGGCUAUGAAAGAUUUAGUUGAUUCAGCCACACAACGUUCAGCCAAAGAGUCAUUGAAUAAAGCUCUUCCACUCAAUAAACCAUUAAAAAAUGUUAUUAUACGCUUUGAUCAACCUCUUAAAGCAAAUCAAACAAAUCUCAGUUUUCUCAAUAAGCAACAUCUAGAACAAUUGAUUCAAUUGAAUGUCCCGGAUGUUCAAAUGGUUGAGGCAACAAAAUUCUUUCCACAAAAACUGGAAAUUAGCCAAGGAUAUGCUGAAGUGAAAUAUCUAAAUGGUCAUGACAUUCAAAAGUUGUCGCAUUCGCUGCUGACCAAAAGUGGCAAUCAGACAAUUGAAUGGCCCAUCGAUAUGGAAAGUCUGCAAACGACUCAAGUUCAAGCUAAAAACCUUCAAUUGAAUGGCUUAAAUCCAAAUGAUUAUCUGCAGUUGUCUAAGAAUCAAAUAAGCAAUGCCACAUUACAUAUAAAUCACUUGAACGCCAAUAAAUUGAAUAUAGAGAAUUUACACUUAAAUGGUCAAAGGAUUUUCAAUCAAUCCUUGACGGAUAUAUAUACGACGGGCAGCAAAGCACCUUGGGAUAGAGAAAAUUUCAAUGGCACAACAAUCUAUGCCCAAAAUCUAUGGCUUAAAGGUCACAUCAAUCAUCAAUGGGAUGUGCCACAAAUUGAGCAACGUUUGCAACAGUUGGCCGGUAAUAUUAAAUAUGUGGGAGAUUUUACAUUCCAAGAGCCAAUUAAUAUAACACAUUUGAGUUUUGGACAAACAUUGAAUGGUCUAACCAGUCGGGAAUUUGGUUAUAAUUGGUUGACUAUGCGAAGAGAGCAAAAUUUCACAGCCCCCCAAAGUCUGGCCGCCAUGGAGAGUCCCGAGGGUGUUGGAAUCUAUGGCAAAGUGAAUAAUUAUACCCUAGACCAAUUGGUCCAAGAUAGUUAUCGACUAAAUGCCAGUGAGCUGUUGCCUACUGUGAGAUUUGAGAAUCCAAUUGUCAUGGAGGCAAAUGUCCAAGUGGGCAGUUUAAAUGGUCUACAUGUGCCAGAGGAUUUGCUAUAUAAGUCAGGUGGCGGCUAUCUAUUACAACCCGUUAAUAUAAAGGGCAAUUUAGCCAUCUCCAACCUGUGUAAUAUCAGUCUUUUGAAUGGCUACCCCCUGGACAAAAUAGCCGAUUAUCUGCAAGAGGAUUCAUUAAUUGUAGAGCAAGCUAAAUUUGAUGAGGAACCCAAAUAUCAAUCUCUAAAUGGCCAUCAUUUGGAUGACUUACUUAAUCGUGUGUGGCUGGACAAUGAGCCCAUAGAGUUAAGUCAACCGGAAAUAAACUCGGCUAGCUUUGAGGGCCUCAUUAACUUUCAGGGCGACCUAAAUGGUCAUAAGCUCUACAAGAUUGGACGCAGAUAUUUUAGUCUUACUCGUGCCAAUCAGCAAGUUAAUAUACCCGUUCAAUUCAAUAAUGACGUCACUUUCGCGGAGCCUCCUACAGCCAGACUGGCCCAACUACGUGGCAGCAUCAGCAACAACAACAACAACAACACCAACAAAAAUAAUGGCCAUGAGGCAGAUAAUAACUCGCUAAAUUUUGAUGAUUUUGUGGCAAAUACCUUAAAGACAUCCGGCAUACAUACCAUAUCCGGACAAUGGAAAGCUUCCCGUGCCAUUGUUCAGGGGAAUUUGGAAAACGUUCUUAUAAAUCAAUUAAAUUUAGUUGAUGAUAUUGUAUGCCUGCCCAAGGAAAAUGUUACCAAUCCUUCCCUGACCACCGUUGAGGCUCUCAAAGUUGUUCCCAGUGCCACUGUAAAACGUCUUUAUGCCACGCCCAACAGCCUUAUAUCUAAUAUACCCAUAGCAAAUUGGAUAAACAAUGCUGUAUAUAUUUAUGGCAAUCACUCGAUAGCAGGUCAAAGUCAAUUAGAUGCAGUGAAUCUAUAUAAUGAUCUUCGAGUGGAUGGCCUGGUAAAUGGUAUACCUUGGACAUCAGAUCAUCUAUUAUUGCGUGAUAGAGAGCAAUAUAGCGAAGGAUCUUUGAGGGUGGACAACGUUUUACCGCAAGAGCAACGUAUUUUGACUCACAAUAUUGAAGAACUUUGGGUAGAUCACAUUAAUGGUCUAAAUGUCAAUGAACUUUUGGUCAAUAAGGCAAGAAAUCGUCCAAAUCUCCAUGUGGAAAGUGAAUUAGUUUUCAAACAGCCUCUAAGUGUGGGUAACUAUGAGUUCGGUACCAUUAUCAAUGAGGAGGAGGAGGAGCCGCCUAAAACCAAUGCAAAUGCUUACAAAUGGAAACGUGCCACAGAUGAUUGGUCCGAGAUUCAAGCAAAUGUGGCUGCAGUGCAGCAACGUCUAAAUGAUCCCCCCAAAGUAUUGGAAAACUUUAUACUACUCCAGGAAUUGGUUCAAAAUUUUACCCACUUGGAGACAUUCAUCAAAGAAGAUCAAGAUGUUUUGGCUUUAGGACAGGGAAAAGAACAAAUUGACUACUUUAUCUGGCAAAGGAAGGAACAAAACUUUAAGCACAAUUCAAGCCUCUUGUUUGCUAGUGCAGCUGGUUUCCGACUGGAAGACAAAGAUUCGUCCAUUAAGGAAUUCCCGAUAAUUCUUGGCAAGCUCAAAUGUCUGGCUCAACAAUUGCCAGAUAAAUUAAACAUACAUUGCCACAAUAAGAGCAACAAUUCCUCCAUACCCAGGAGCAAGGUAAAACAGCUGUUGCCGGCUGCUUCCUCCUAUGAUGAUUCAGCCUUGGUGCUAUUGACCCAUAAUCUAACUGUGGAAAUUUGGCAAUUGAAGCAAGAUCAUUACGAGCUAGAUUAUAGUCUGGAGAAUCAACAAGUGGAGCGUUUGGCCCUUCAUAAUGAUGAAUAUGUGGCCUUACUUUUGCUGAGACCUACGCCAGAGAUUCGUAUAUACAGAUCCAAUAGACUAGAGCAGAUAAUUGAUUUAAAUUCCGCAGCUGGUAAACCAAAUGAUAUGAUUUUCUGGUACUUGAAGGAAACGAAAGAUCUUUUGCUAUGCCUGACGAGCCAUGAGCAAGCUUUAACUAUCUAUCAGCAACAAGGAGCAGCCGGUUUCCAAUUAAUCUUAAAGGAGAGCACUUUACCCUUGAAUCAUACAAUGAUUCUCUUGGAAUUGGGCAUAUCAAAGUUAUCCCUAUUGGGUCUAACUUCUGGACAAGAUCUUUACUUGAUAGCACCACAAUUUGCACAGCUUUAA